This is a messenger RNA of Danaus plexippus (monarch butterfly), 3900 nucleotides long. RefSeq lists its product as uncharacterized. Lineage: Eukaryota; Metazoa; Arthropoda; Insecta; Lepidoptera; Nymphalidae. Gene Ontology annotation, cellular component: ribonucleoprotein complex; nucleus; cytoplasm. The record is from RefSeq and is a predicted model, not a curated record. Gene Ontology annotation, molecular function: RNA binding; RNA helicase activity; ATP binding.
AAAAAUUGUCGUUCGAUUAAGAUGAUGCGCUUUGAAGCUGUUACCGCCAUUUUGUUUCUUUCAUGCGGUAAACCAAAUUAAAAGUUAGGGUUAAUUUUGUUGAAACUAUAUUGACUUUUAAAGGUGGAAUAGAAAAUAAAUUAAAUUAGAUUGCUAAAAAAAGUGUGUUAAACAAUGGGACGUGGAAGGGAUCGCAGUCGAGAUAGACGUCGGAGCCGUAGUCGUAGCCGGAGCAGAAGUCGCAGCCGAAGCCCUCGCUACGGUCUUGGUGGAGGUGGUGGUGGUGGUGGAUAUAGCGGAGGCGGACGCAGGAGUAAUCCCGGAGCCAAUCUGCGCAAACCGAAAUGGGACCUUAACAGGCUUAAGCCUUUUAAGAAAGAUUUCUACGUGCCUCACCCAGAUGUUGAAAGUAGACUUGAAUCAGAUGUCGAGGCUUGGAGGAGUGAAAAUGAAAUAACGUUGAAAGGGCGUAAUAUACCAAAACCCACACUAACUUUCGAUGAAGCCGGAUUUCCUGAUUAUGUUAUGGAUGAAAUUGAUAAAAUGGGAUUUUCCAAACCAACACCAAUUCAGGCACAAGGUUGGCCUAUAGCCUUAAGUGGAUGUGAUAUGGUUGGCAUUGCUUCCACAGGUUCAGGAAAAACUUUAUCUUAUAUUUUACCUGCAAUAGUUCACAUUAAUAAUCAGCCCAAGUCAAGUAGAGGAGAUGGACCAAUUGCUUUAGUAUUGGCUCCAACAAGAGAACUCGCCCAACAAAUUCAAGAAGUGUGUGAUAAGUUCGCUAACACCUCCAAAAUUCACAACACAUGUUUGUUUGGUGGAGCUCCCAAAGGUCCACAAGCUAGAGAUUUGGAUGCUGGUGUUGAAAUUGUAAUUGCAACACCGGGCCGUCUAUUAGACUUUUUAGAGAGUGGUCGGACAAAUCUUAAAAGAUGCACAUAUUUGGUACUUGAUGAAGCAGAUCGAAUGUUGGAUAUGGGAUUUGAACCUCAAAUUAGAAAAAUCAUAGAACAAAUACGACCUGAUAGACAAACACUCAUGUGGUCUGCUACAUGGCCUAGAGAAGUACAGAGUUUAGCAGCAGAAUUUUUGAAAGAUUAUUUACAAAUCAAUGUUGGUUCAUUACAAUUAGCAGCCAAUCACAACAUCCUUCAGAUCAUUGAUGUUUGUAUGGAAUAUGAAAAAGAAACUAAACUUAGUACAUUGUUAAAAGAAAUUAUGGCCGAAAAGGAAAAUAAAACUAUCAUAUUCAUUGAAACAAAACGCAGAGUUGAUGAUAUCACAAGAAAAAUGAAACGCGAUGGAUGGCCUGCUGUGUGUAUUCAUGGUGAUAAGUCACAAAAUGAACGUGACUGGGUAUUACAAGAUUUCCGUAGUGGAAAAGCACCCAUUCUUGUAGCUACAGAUGUUGCUGCCAGGGGUUUAGAUGUCGAUGACGUAAAGUUUGUUAUUAAUUUUGACUAUCCUAGUAACUCUGAAGAUUAUGUGCAUAGAAUUGGAAGAACGGGUCGAACUAAUAAAACCGGAACUGCUUAUACGUUUUUCACACCAUCGAAUGCGGCAAAGGCGGCAGAUUUGGUUUCAGUGCUAAAAGAAGCCAAACAAGUCGUGAAUCCUAAAUUACAAGAGUUAGCCGAACGCGGCGGUGGCGGUGGACGAAGACACCGUGGUCGUGGCGGUAGAUAUCGCAGAGGGGGACGCCGUUCGAGGUCCCGUUCUCGCUCGCGUGAUCGUCGUCGGCGUUCACGUACACGAUCCCGUUCCCGAGACCGCCGUCGUCGCAGACACAGCUCCUCGCGUUCAUCACGCAGCAGGUCGUCGAGAUCGUCGAGAAGCCAUUCACGCUCGCGCUCCAGAUCAAGAAGCCGCUCUCGCUCAGGCAAGUGCAGCCCACUGAAGGAUAAUACUGUUGGGCCUCAGCCAGCACCCCAGGCACUUCUACCGACGCCGAAACCACUUCUGCCUACCCCGAUCGGUCCGCAGCUACCUCCCCCACAUUUCGAUAAACACACUAGUAAAAAUUCUUUACCGCCUUCUAAUGGUGACGACGAAUCUCGCUCAAAUAAAGAUCUCUCCCAAUGUUAUAAUAAAACUAACAGUCACAAUAGUAGCAAUAACAAACAAACCCACAAUGACAACAGGUUACAGCAACAGCAACCUGUCAACUCAAUUCCGCCUUUGAUGGCCAUAAAUCCUCAGAUGAAUGUAUGUGUUCCACCACCACCUCUUAAUGGACGCUUUGUUAUGCCUCCAUAUUUUCCUUCCGACCAAUAUGGAAUGAUGAUGCCUAAUUUCGGCCCAAAUCCUAUGCUCAAUGGACACAGUUGGGGAGCUCCGCCUCCUCCGCCUCCACCCCCUCCUCCGUCUUCAGAUCCCUCUAACGGGUCUCAAAAUAACUAUAAUUAUGGUCAAAGCGGCUCGGGACAAAGUAGCCUGGAGUCAGAUUCCAGAAAGCGGGGUGGCCGUUCUGGUGGCCUCGGAAGUUCGAGUUCAUACGGCUUGGGCUCUGGAAGUGGUGGCCUUAGCUCUGCUGGAGGUGCCGGUUCCUGUGGCAGGGGCCUGGGCCUUGCCGAUGGCCCCACUCAAGGUGGGGGCCUCGGCACUGGUGGCCUAGGGUCCGAUAGCCUCUAUGGAGGUGGCGGUGGCCUCGGCUCCGAGGACGGCCAAGGCAGUCAACGGUCGCGCGGCGGCCGCGAUCGGCGGCGACGAGGCAGAGGACGGGACUACGACGACCACAACUCGGAUAAUCCGAGCGGUGGUCUCGGCUCUUACGGCUCGGGCGGCUUCGAAGGUGGCCUGGGCCAGGCCUCUGGCGGUCCCAGUGUGCCCCAUGGGAGCCUAUUGCCGCGCAUGCUGCCGCAGAAUACUGGCGACUUCGGUGGACAACAAAACGCUAACUUUACCGCUUUCGGUUCUUAUGGGCCUAAGUUUAAAAAAAAUCAGGGUGGUUACGAUAACGGAGAUUACGACGAGGGUCCCGUUAACGGGGUCGAAUAUUACGGCCACCAAAAUAUGGGACCAGGCCGACCGUUAACUUCUAACAUGGAUCGAGGUGUUUUUAACGAUGCGCAGGCAUACGGCUCCAUGGGGUACAGAAAUGACCGCCAGGGCAAUCGCCAACGGCGGUGAAUAGCAUUGAGAAAACGGCUAUAAUGGUGAUUCUCGUCGACGAAGAAGGCGGUAAAUCUCGUGAGGAAUCUAAAACAAAAGAAGAAUUUCAUAAAUCAGAAACUGUUGGUUGUCAUUCCAAAUGUGUUUUGUUCGUGUUUUUUCGUGAUUUGAAAUUAAUUAUCAAUAAUUUUAACAUCUACUACUUAUAACUCCUCAAUUAUUUUAUUAACAUUUUCCUGUAAAAAUAUAUUAUAACGAGUUAUAUUUCAGCUUGUGUUACAAAUUUGCAGACUUUUUUCUUUUUUGUUUAAAAAAUUUAAAAGAAUCGGUACCCUUAUUAUAUUGAAAUACUUCUGGAAUUGUGCUUGUUUUAUAUAAAGCGCUUCUUGUAAGUUAUUUAUACAAUGCACAGUACACUAGGUACAUACAUUUUAACUCAUUGUAUAGUAUUAAAAUACGAUAUAGUUGUAAUUAAGUUUUAGUGUCAAUAGUACUGCAACUAAGAUUAUUUUAAGCCUUCAAUUGUAUCUUAAGAACAAUGUAUUUUUGUUGUAUUCUACUAAUAUGCGCUGAACAUUCGCGUUCAUUAAUUAUUAUAAAUAACACACGGAUCCACGGAGCUAGUAUCGCAGACAGUUUUGGCAGUUGUAGAAUAUGUUUGUUUCAAUUAAUAUUAUCGACUGAUUAUAACUAUAAUCUGGAGCAUUUUUUACUUGUAAAAAAACGUGUAAAACAUGUAACGUAUAAUAAGUUCUUGUAUGAAAUAAAAUAAAAGUUUUCUAUUAUGAG